This is a messenger RNA of Thamnophis elegans (Western terrestrial garter snake), 1107 nucleotides long. RefSeq names its product lipase member N-like. Gene Ontology annotation, biological process: lipid metabolic process. NCBI's taxonomy places the organism in Eukaryota, Metazoa, Chordata, Lepidosauria, Squamata, Natricidae. The record is from RefSeq and is a predicted model, not a curated record.
AUGUGCAUCUUGAAAGUCACUUGGAUUUGCAAGACAAUGGAAUACGUAUGCGUGAAGAAGAUGUUGGCAAUGAUGUAUGAUGGAAAGGUGUUUCAAGCAUAUGAUUAUGGCACUAAGGAAAAGAACUAUAACCAGGCUGAGGUUGAGCGAAGUAAGAAAAGUGUCAUCAAAGGUAUUAUGACUUCUCCUGUAUACAAGUUAGAAGAUAUAAAAAUACCCAUUGCACUCUGGUCUGGUGGAAAUGACUUACUUGUGAACAUAAAAGACGUCCACGAAUUAAUAGCACGGCUAAGUAAUGUCAUGCCAUUCAGGAACAACAUGUUCCUGAACGGGAUGAAGAUGAGGAGUUUCAUCAUCAUGGCUUGUUUAUGCCAUGGACUGCUCAGCUUGGAAGAACUGGGAACUUCAGAAAGACUUGACACUAAUUCCAACGCGAACCCUGAGUGUUUUAUGAAUAUCAGUGAAAUUAUCCAUUUUCAUAACUAUCCAAGUGAGGAAUAUCGUGUUGAAACAGAAGAUGGAUAUAUACUUACCAUUAACAGAAUACCAUAUGGAAGGUAUAAUGGCGAAAAUAAAGCUCCAAGACCUGCUGUGUUUUUGGCACAUAGCUGCCUUGGAGAUGGUUCCCACUGGAUUUCUAACCAGCCCCACAACAGUUUUGGUUUCAUAUUAGCAGAUAACGGUUAUGAUGUUUGGCUUGGAAAUAGCAGAGGAAACACCUGGUCUUCGAAUCAUAAGACACUGAAACCAUGGCAGGAGGAAUUCUGGAGCUUUAGUUUCCAUGAGAUGGGAUACUAUGACAUUCCAGCCGUCAUAAACUUUAUCCUGAACAAAACCAAACAGCCGCAGCUUUAUUAUGUGGGCCAUUCAGAAGGCACAACUGCUGGUUUUAUCUCAUUCUUCUUGGCCAAACUGGCUGAAAAAAUCAAGGUCUUUUUUGGAAUGGGACCGGCAGCCGCAGUAAAAUAUACUACAUGUCCUGUACUGAACAUCUUUUUCAAUCGUCUGGUAAUAAAGGAGGCCUUGAUCAUGGUGCCCCUGGAGAAAAAAACACGAAGAAUGGUUGCGGGAAUUGGGUAUGGCCAGUGUAGAGAAAAGGAGGUCUAG